Molecule: messenger RNA, 14184 nt
Organism: Aspergillus aculeatus ATCC 16872
Lineage: Eukaryota; Fungi; Ascomycota; Eurotiomycetes; Eurotiales; Aspergillaceae
Gene: sidC
Product: nonribosomal siderophore peptide synthase SidC
Exons: 2
Coding region: 1-14184 (4727 amino acids)
Biological process (GO): amino acid activation for nonribosomal peptide biosynthetic process; secondary metabolite biosynthetic process
Cellular component (GO): cytoplasm
Molecular function (GO): phosphopantetheine binding; catalytic activity
Source: RefSeq, a predicted model, not a curated record
AUGACGCUUGUUUCUAUCCCAACUACCAAGCUUCCUGCUCUGGACACAGUCGAUCAGUACGCAGUCGACGAUUUUUCGCAGAGCUCAGUAGUCCUGAGCCCCCGCAUCGAGCUUGCUUGCGAUACCAAUCUCCAAGCUGUUGCAAGUGACCUCGUUCAAGGAUACGCUCGCUUUGUCUCGAGCUUCACAGGUCUGGAUGAGAUUGCAUUCCUUGUCGCCCGUCAUGCAACCACCAUCUCUGGUCCAGAGAAAGAGCGCGGUGUGGUCUGUGCUUCUGUACUUCGGGAAGCCGAUGGCCAGCACUGCACCAUCAAAGAGGUGGACGAACAGUAUCAUGAUGCUGAUGAAGUCCACUUCUGUCUGGCUUUGGGAUUCUGCGAGGAACCUGAAAAUGGCGAGCAACAACCCCUUUUCAAGGGUACUGCAAACAAUUUCACGCUAUACGCGGGGCCUUCCACCACCGCUACUAGCAUCCAGAUCUGCUUUAGCUAUCCCGACCGACUGAUCCCCGUCGUUGCAGUGGAUUCGAUGCUCAGGACCAUUGCCGCUCGCUUGGCAGAUUCGUCUCCGUCAUUGGCCUUCGAGGCCUCCCUCCCCGAGCUUUCUGUUAUGAAUUUCCCUCCAUCUAUGAUACCCCCUUCACGACGCCAUGAUUGGAAUGAAUUGACUGAUUCUACGAUACCCCAACAACAUCUUCUCCACACUGCGUUUGAGGGCUGGGCCCGGACAAAGCCUGAUGCCAUAGCCCUCGAUUUCGUUCAUUCUUUACCUUCUGCAACUUGUUCUGCAAAGCACAGCAUUCUCACUUAUUCUGACCUCGAUCAAGCAGCCACUAAUCUAGCUGUACAUAUCAGGGGCCUGCUGGCGGCCCGCGAUGCUGCUGAUUAUGGGCGGAUUAUCCCUGUGUACAUGACGACAUCGCCCGAACUGUACAUCUCAUACCUUGGCAUAUUGAAAGCCGGGUUUGCAUUUUCGCCUAUUCCACAGGAUGCUCCCGUGGAUAGGAUUCUUGAAAUUCUUCAGGACAUAGACUGUCCUAUCCUUCUGGGUAAUAUACCCGAGCCAUCUUUGGGGCCUUGGUCUACUGAUGAGCGUGGUGAAGAUGAGCGCAUGCCCGUAUGGGUCAACGUAAAGGACGUUUCCAGAUGGGAGGAGCUGAUAGAUCGUACUCAAUCCUCGCAAGCUGAGAGUGUCCUUGAGAAAGUGGAUAUCCAGGAUGACCAAAUCGCUUAUCUUCUCUUUACGAGUGGCUCCACUGGGAAGCCGAAAGGUGUGCAAGUAAGCCAUCUUGCAGUCACCUGCUCAAUAGAGUCCCAUGCUACGACUAUCCCGCUCCCUGGAGAUUUUGUAGGCAACUUCCGCUGGUUUCAAUUUGCCUCUCCCACGUUCGACCCGUCCCUCAUGGAGAUUUUCGUCACCUUGAGCACCGGAGCUACUCUCUGCUCUGCCGAUCGGAGCCUGACAUUGACUGAUCUCGAAGCCACCAUUAACGAAGCAAGGGCGACCGUCAUGAUGGCUACGCCGAGCUUGGCUGCACUCUUGCGACCAUCCCGAUUGAACACACUCCAAUCCCUCUGGACGAUGGGCGAGAAGCUCAAUAGGACAGUCAUUGCAAAUUUCUCAACUACAUCACUCGAUGAACCGCAUAGAAUGUUGGUGAACGCAUAUGGACCCACUGAGGCCGCCAUUAAUUGUACCUAUUUGGCACCAGUUGGUCGCUCGGUUCGGGGCUCAAUUAUUGGCAAAGCGCUUCCGACUUGCGCGAUGUUUGUCCUAGAUCCCAACAAUCACGAACCAAGACCAGUCGCAGCGGGUCUUGCUGGUGAGCUGGCAAUAGGAGGUCCGCAAGUCAGCAAGGGUUAUUUGAACCGCCCGAAGGAAACUGCGAAGGCUUUUGUGAACAGCGCAGAGUUUGGGUACUUGUAUCGUACUGGGGACAUGGCGCGCAUCGUCUGGGACGAAUCCGGCUCUCCAGUGAUUGAGUUUCUCGGUCGGAUAACCUCAGAUCAGGUGAAAAUCAGCGGCCGGCGGCUUGAACUGGGCGAGAUUGAGUCGGUUCUGUCUACAAUCCCUGGAGUAACAGAAGUUGUGGCCGUGGUACUCAAACGCGACUUCGAUGUACAGGGAAGUGAGCAAAUAGUGGCGUCUCUCGUUAUCAACAACAGCGACACGAGUGCUGUCGAGAAACAGACGAUAGCAAAUGAGGCACACUCCAAAGCGCAGCAAUAUCUGUCCAGUUAUAUGUGCCCUUCCGCAUAUGUUUUCUUUCCUAGCCUCCCACGAUCGAGCUCCGGCAAGGUUGACCGCAAAGCAAUCUCGGCUCAACUUCGAGAACCAGGCAAGAGUGGUGUUCAAUUGUACACCCCACAGAAGACUGUUCCAGACACUACGACUGAUGUGCAUAAUCAGUGGGAAAUUCCGGAGGACGAGAAUCUGUUGUCUGUACAACAGCUUGUGAUUGAACUCAUCGCUCAGACAACAGACGAGGAUGUCGCUGCUGUCACGCCUGAGGCUGGUCUGUAUUCCCUCGGAAUUGACAGUCUCGGCGCGAUGCGACUUCUGCAGCGGUUACGGGACCAUGCUAUUGAUGGUCUGUCUGUCGGCGAUGUGUUGCAGUCACCGACACCGGAAGCUCUGGUUUCACUCGUCUUCCAGCGUCGUCAGAUGGCGGGAAAGGCAGAUACUGACGAAAUCCACGACCCGCUCCAUCAGAAGCUUCAAGAAUUCAGUCAACGAAAUGCACUCAUAUGUGCAGAAAGACUAGACUUGAUGCCGAGUCAAGUUGCGAGAGUUCUUCCGACAACAGCAACGCAAUCAGGCAUGCUAACCAGUUUUCUGCGUAGUUCAUCUGAUAAGACAUCUGCGGCUCGCUCGUACAUCUACCAUACCGUCCUGCGGCUUGAAUCUGAUGUCGACCUUCCCAAGAUUCAGAGGGCUUGGGAUACGGUCCUUGCCAGCUAUGAUUCUUUUCGCACAGUAUUUUGUUGGGUUGACGAUGAUAUGGCGCCAUUUGCCCAAUGCAUUCUUGCUUCUGAAGCAGCGCCUCACGCUGAUUGGGCUGUCUAUCAAGUAACCGAGACUGUCUCGAACGAGGCGGCUCUUCAAACUGCACUCCGCGAUGCGGAGGAGGCCAUUGAUCUUAGCAAACCACCUUUUAGGUUGUCUCUGGUCAGUAGUCACACAGGGAGCCAGAUUGUUCUGAGUAUGUUCCACGGAAUCUUCGACGGUGGCUCACUGCAGCUCUUGCUUGAGGAUGUAACUUCUAUCUACUAUAGCAAGCCAGCCAAGCAACGAACUUCUAUUGAGCAUGUUGUGAAGCAUCACUUUCAGUCAAAUCAGGCCGCAACCUCCGAUUUCUGGAACAGGCAUUUAGCACAACACUCUCCUGUUUCGUUUCCAUCCUUGACCUCAUACCGACCAUCUUCAGUCAAAACCACCGGCUGCGCGGAGAUCACAGCCAAUAUCCGUCAUGAUACCCUCAAGAACAGAUCUAAAGUUAUUGGAUCAAGUCCUCUUUCUGUACUUCAGGCAGCCUGGGGAUCAAUCUUGUUAGCUUACAGUGGUACGCCUGAUCGGGAUGUUGUGAUGGGCAGCGUUAUCUCAGGCCGCCUUGACAUUGUCUCGGAAACCUGCAUUGGCCCGACAUUCACCACUGUUCCGAUCAGACUCACUCUUGAGAAUUCGCAGACCAAUUCAGCUGACACCUGCACAAAUCGCGCCAUCACCCAAUGCCUAACAAAGCUCAAUGCAGACGCUCUGUCUCACCUGCAACCUGGCUUGGGAUCGCUCGUUACGGCGGAAGGAAGACUUCCAUAUGAUACACUGAUAGCGUAUCAAGAUUUCAGCGCAGGCUCCAAUGCAAGUGGUAUCUGGAGCUCAAUCCAUCACCCGCCCAUGGCGAAUGACUUUGCAGUUAUGAUUGAGGUGUGGCCGUGUUCCGACUCCUCCUUGACAUUCCGUGCCAGUUUCGAUGAGUCCAAGCUUGAUCUGAGUUCGGCAAAGAUGAUGCUAGGACAGAUGUCUGACAUCGUCGAAUUCAUCCUCAAUGAGCCAGAAGGGAGAUUUCUCGAAGGCCCGAUGAAGACCAAUUGUAACUCGAAAUCAUGCUUCAAUCCGCAAUCAAAAAUUAUCGAGGAGGCAGAAAAAGGAUCUCUCUUACAAUCGCAGUUUGAGGACCACGCACAAUCACACCCUGAAGACCAUGCUUUGAUUUUCAAGCAUAAUCUGGAUGAUGAAAAUGACGUGCGGAAUAUCACCUGGUCUUACGGGAAGCUCAAUGACAUAGCCCAAAGACUUGCAGUGCAUCUUACCCGGAUCAGUGGUGAGCUCAACAACCGUCCGAUUCCAAUCUGCAUCGAGAAGAGCCCUGCCAUGUAUGUUGCGAUCCUCGGUAUUCUCAAGGCUGGAGGCGCCUGGUGUCCAAUCGACACUAUGUCUCCCGCACAGCGCCGUCACGACUUGAUCGCCCGAACUUCAUCUGACAUUUUACUGGUUUCUGACUUUGAUGGACCCCAGCCAGAAGGCUCGAUUCCUGCCAGGGUACAGAUCAUAGAUGUGAAUAGGUUCGUUGAUGAGACAUCAGCUGAAACGAACGGAGUGAAUUCCACCAUUGUCAGAUCUCCAGCCAACUGCAACGAUAUGGCGUAUUUGAUCUGGACCAGUGGAACAACAGGCGCACCCAAAGGUGUGCCGAUCAAACACUCGUCUGCUGUGUCUAGUAUGAGAACGCUGCAGAAAGAUAUUCCUACGGAUGUGCCGGGGGGUGUAAGAUGCUUGCAAUUUUCGUCUUACACUUUCGAUGUAUCAAUUCAGGAUAUCUUUUAUACCUGGGGUGUUGGUGGCGUACUCAUUUCUGCUACGAGAGAUAUCAUGCUUGGGUCAUUUUCAAGGCUCGCCAAUGUUACCAAAGCAACGCAUGCGCAUUUGACCCCUGCUUUCUCAGCUGGAGUACCUCGGAAGAGCUGUGAGACAUUACAGGUCAUUACCAUGAUUGGCGAAAAGCUGACACAGUCCGUGGCUGAUGAUUGGGGUACCAAUAUGAGGGCUUUUAAUACAUACGGACCAGCCGAGGUUACAGUCGUCUCGACCAUCAGAGAGUUCGGCAAUGAACAUAAGAAUGUCAAAAGCGCGAACAUUGGUUGGCCCAUGGAGACUGUCUCGGUCUUCGUGACCAAGGGUCAGCGCCUGGUCAUGAAGAAUGCCAUCGGAGAGCUGGCACUCGGCGGUCCACAGCUCUCGCCUGGCUAUCUGAAUCAGGACGACGUCACGAAGGCGAAGUACGUCUGGAACGAAGAAGCUCAACAAAUCGUCUACUAUACUGGUGACCUCGUUCGAAUGCUUGCCGAUGGCUCUCUUGAGUACAUCAACCGCGUCGAUGAUCUAGUCAAGCUGGGCGGUAUUCGGGUGGAGCUGAGUGAGAUAAGCUUCUCCCUGCGAGAAUGUCAUCAAUUUGUUGAGAGCAUUGAGACUCUUGUUCUCAGUCGUCCGGACAGGCCAAAUAGUGUGGUGGUCGCCUUUCUCUCGGCGCCGAAAGCUGCAGCUAUGGAAGAGCAGAAUCAAACGGUAUUACUGGGACAAUCCGCUGUCGAAAUAGCUCGAGCUGCCAGCGAACAAGCUCUGCGUGUUCUGCCCGAUCAUAUGAUACCUUCUGUCUUUCUUGUGGUGUCUAAUAUUCCGAAAACUCCUUCAGCCAAGACUGAUCGCAGGGCACUACAAGCUGCCUAUGCAUCGGUUGACAUCGAUGGCUGGGAAACCGAAACAAGCUUGGCCAAUGGUUCGCUGGGUACUGUCGUCGAUUCCGUUGACGCAUCCGUUGCUGCCCACAUAGUUGAGACAAUUUCUUCAUUGGCCGGCAUUUCAACCUCACUUGUCUCCAAGUCCAGCCGGCUUGGUAGCCUCGGCAUCGAUUCGAUUCGCGCAAUUCGGGUGGCCUCUAGACUGAAAGAAGCCGGCCAUCAAAUUUCGGUCGUUGACGUUCUCAAUUGCGUGACUGUCCAGGAUUUGAUGCUGCUAGUUUCUGACGCAAGUCAAGGUACUCCAGCCGAAAUAUCCGAAUCGUUCGACGUGAGCGAUUUCAAUGAGACAUGGCAUAGUGCCGCUGCGAAUCACAUUGGAAAAAGCUUUAGGAUCCUCAAAGCAUCUCCAUUACAGGAAAGUUUGCUUAGUGAGACAAUGGGCACUUACUCCAUGUAUUGGAGCAAUCACUUCUUUCUCUUGGACGACAUGGUGGAUCUCACAAGGUUGAAGCAAGCUUGGCUCGCUACGUGCCAACGCACCGAAGCUUUGAGGAUUGGAUUUAUUCCUGUCGCUGAAAUUGGAACAUCAGGCCCCAGUACGGCCGAUAACCGUGAUUCAUCUAUACUGCAGAUUGUCUAUCAACUUCCCGACCUCAACUGGAAGGUUCUGCAAUGCCCUGAAUCUGAUAUGGCGGAGCUUCGUGACGAAAGAUUGCAUGAUAUCAUGUCCACGCAUCAGAAGGCCUACUUCAGACACCCACCGUGGGCUGUCACCAUAUUUGAUACUGGCGCCGAACGUAUUAUGAUGUUCACAGUCCAUCACUCUAUACAUGACGAGCCUUCACUUGGUCUCAUGUUAGACGACGUGCGAUGUGCUUAUACUUACAAACCGCCCUUGCGGGUACAGCUUAGUGAUGCCUUCGCACUCAUCCUUCCAAACGAAAAGAGGAUCAAGAAGACUAGCCAGUUCUGGGAAUCGCAGCUGAAGAACUUUUCUGACCAAGAUGCUCCUGUUUGGCCAGAUCUUACUGGCACGAGAACGCAACCGGGCGAAGUCCCAGUGUACGAGUUGAUCUCAGAAGGGCUUCCCUUGACCGAGCCGAGCGCCAAGUUGCAGACAACUGCAGUAGAAUUGGGACUGUCGUCAAUCGCGUCCAUCAUUCGCGCAGCGUGGUGUUAUGUAUCAUUAAGCUACCUUGGAGUUCCAGCAGCCGUGUUUGCUGAGACGCUCUCUGAUCGUGUUCUACACCCCGACCUUGAGAACAGCAUUGGUCCCUUGAUAUCCGUCGUACCCGUUCCAUUCCACCCCAACGGAAGCGUUCGGGAGAUACUUGUCAAUCAGCAUCAAGUCUCUGUCCAGUCCUGGAAGUACCGUCAUAUUCAUGCUCGCGAGGUUCGAAAGUGGUUGCACCGUCAGAGAGGCGAGGCGCUAUACCCUGCGGUAUUCAAUUUCCAUAUUGUCACCGAUGACUCUAUUGAGCACAUAGAGCCAAGCAUCUGGCAUGGAUUGGAUGAUGAGGUGGGCCUACACGUCGAACACCCCAUGGCGUUCAAUGUUUUCCAGCGCUCCAACGGUACGAUACAUAUAGAAGCCACUUCAGACAGCAAGAUAAUGUCACGAGCCCAGCUGUCGGUCUUUGUCCGCCAAGUUGAUGGAUUGGUGAGUUCAAUGCUCUCAUCGAUUGACGAGUCUUUCGGAAGUCUGGUCAACCAUCUUCCGAAAUGUCUGCGGUCGAUUUCGGACCAACCGGUUAGUGAAGAAGUGGCAAACUCAGUGCGGCUGAGUCCAACGCAUUGGCUCGAGGUAUAUGCUGCAAGAAGUCCUGAGUUGAUUGCCGUUGAGGUUGCCAGUCGCAUAGCAGAGUCCGGGAUCGAGAAGGAGACAAUGACCUAUGGUACAUUGAAUGCCGAGGCGAAUCGAGUGGCUGCCUACAUCGCCUCACUAGGUCACAAGAACAGAAUGAUCGCGGUUUGCUCCGAGCGAGAUUUGAUCUCGUAUCCUAUCAUCAUUGGCAUCUUCAAGUCGGGAAAUACUUAUCUCCCAAUCGACGACGGUCUCCCGGCUGAUCGAAAAGCUUUCUUGAUCGAGGAUGGCAAUUGCCCGCUCGUCUUCACCGAGAAAUCAUUUGCUGCAUCUUUCGGAAAUGUGCCGGAGACCUGCCAGAUAACGUGCUUUGAUGAUACUCAGUUCUCUGAGUCAUUGAGAGCGAUGGGAACCGAGGACAAGGACUACAUGUCUGAUCCAGAUGAUCUAGCCUACCUGCUGUAUACCUCUGGAUCGACAGGCAAACCCAAAGGCGUCAUGGUAACCAGAGGCAAUCUUUCGUCAUUCAUCGAGUCCUUUUCUGAAUUCACCUGCCGACGUGCCCCUGUCACUUUGGAGCUUGCGGGAACUGGCAGAUACCUCGCUCAAGCCAGCCGUGCCUUUGAUCCUCACCUUUUGGAGAUGUUCUUCCCAUGGAGACAUGGCAUGGCGACCGCGACAGCUCCUAGAGCUAUGAUUCUCAAUGAUCUCGGAUUGACGAUCUCCAAAUGGGAGAUCACGCACGCCAGCCUUGUUCCAUCCUUGGUGGAUCAGUCGAAUAUCGUCCCUGCGCAAUGCCCCAGUCUGAAGUACAUGACUGUUGGCGGCGAAAAGAUAUCGCAGAAAGUUUUGGAUACAUGGGCUUCGGCACCAGGAUUUGCUCUUGUGAAUGCAUACGGUCCUACCGAGGCAACAAUCGGCUGCACUUUCGCUCCAGUGGGCAAAGAGACGAAUCUACGUAACAUUGGGCCUCCACUAAGUGCUUGUGUCGGUCAUGUCCUCAUGCCUGGCACACUCACAUACGCUCUCAGGGGCCAGACAGGAGAACUCUGUUUCACGGGUGACCUUGUUGCAAAGGGUUAUCUCAAUAGGCCCGAUGCAACGGGGUUUGUUGCCGGGCCGAAUGGGGAGAAGAUGUAUCGUACUGGCGAUAUUGGACGCUUGAUGCCAGAUGACUCGGUCGAGUAUCUCGGCCGAGGCGAUGAUCAGACCAAGAUUCGUGGCCAACGACUAGAGCUUGGAGAGGUUUCCGAGGUCAUUCGCUCCUCUUGUAGUCUUGACAUCAGUGUUGUCACGACGGUCGCAAAACACCCUGGCCUCUCAAGGCAGCAGCUAAUCUCCUUUAUUGCGCGAUCCAACGCCCACAAAAGUGGGCAAGACGCAAAUGUCGCAUUCCUGUUCUCGGAAUUCGCCACGCUCGGUAAAGAGCUGCAAGAUGCGUGCAAGAGAAAGCUACCGAAUUACAUGGUGCCUGAGCUUAUUCUUCCCAUCACUUAUAUUCCGCUGGCGCCUCUGUCCGGCAAAGCGAACAUCAAGGAACUGGCUGCUCUCUUCUCCGACAUCCCCCUUACCACUGUUCUUCAAGGAAACAAUGCCUCGAGCAAAGAUGGCACCAUUGGUAACCGGCCUUUAUCUGCCGAUGAGGAGGCUGUGGUGAGAGAACUCUGCGAAAUUGUUGCGGCAGAUCCAACAUCAAUCGGACCUAUGACGAACAUUUUUGAGAUCGGUUUGGAUAGUCUCAGCGCGAUUGGUCUCUCAAUCAAGCUCAGAGGAAUUGGCUAUCAGGCUACAGUGGCUCUUGUCAUGAGUAACCCUUUCGUCGAGCAACUUGCACGUUUGCCUAGACGUUCCUCUUCGGCGACAGAGAAUGCUAUCUCAACUAUUCGUCAGCAAUUUGCCCAAAUUGAGUCUGAGUAUAGGGAGCAUCCUGUUGCAGAUACUGAUCCAGCUCGCGUGGCUGCGAUUCGGCCUUGCUUGCCCCUCCAAGAAGGUCUAGUUGCGCGAUCCAUGAAUGUUGAAGGCCGCCACCUUUACGUCAAUCACAUCAUACUGAAACUUGAUCAAUCUGUUGAUGUGGAUAUGCUAAAGACUGCGUGGCAAACGGUCGCCAAUGACAAUGAGAUAUUGAGAACUGCUUUUGCUCCCUUCGACAAGCAGAUAGUGCAGGUGAUACUUGCAGCUGAUGCCCAUCAUAUUUGCUGGGUGGAAGAAGAGUACGACAACUUGGACGAAUGCAUGAAGAGACAUCAGGACAAUCAUGACCAGAUCUCUCGAGAAAUAGUCUCAAACAUGACUAGAUCUCCACCUGUACGAUUCUCAGUUGCAAAGUCCUCUGGUACCAAUGAGCCUCUUGCAUUGUUCAUCGAUAUUCACCAUGCACUUUACGACGGCGAGUCCUUCUUCAUGUUGAUGGAGGAUGUUGCAGCCCGGUAUGCAGGUGAUGAAGUGGCCCAGAGAGGCUCACCGUCAGAAUUCAUCGAGCAUGUAUACACCCAGAAUCUGGACAAAACAAAAGAGCAUUGGGUUUCGUUUCUGGCGGGCUAUCGCCCUACAACUUUCCGAAGAGAUGCCGAUGCCAUGAAGGAUUCUGCUUCCCGAAGCAGGAAGCUCCACAACAGUCUUAGCGAACUGGACCGGUGCUCCGCAGCCCUCCAUACCACCGUGCCAUCUCUAGUCCAAGCAGUAUUCGCGCUCCUUUUGGCGGAUACUGUUGGAGCUCCCGACGUGACAUACGGUUUGGUGCUGUCGGGCAGAGCCGUGUCUGUACCAGGCGCAUCGUCCGUUCUACUACCGUGCAUCACCACUGUCCCAGGCCGUCUUAAUGUCACCGAACUAGAAACCGUUGACGAGGUAAUCGAACAUGUGCAAAAGUCUACAAUCCGAUCUCUAGAGUUCCAACACACUCCCCUGAGACACAUUCAGCGAUGGAUUGACGCCGAAGCACCACUGUUUGACUGCCUUUUCUCAUACAUCCGCACCACACAUUCCCCCAAACACUGCAUGUGGCAGGAGUUGGAUAGCCACAUGCCUGCUGAAUACCCUUUUGCAGUGGAAGUCGAGGCGAACCAUGCAACGGACACGAUCCAACUGCACUGUAACUUCUCGUCGUCAUUUGGAUCUCCCUACGAUGCGGAGGUAUUUUUAGAGAAGAUGGAGGCCGUGAUCUCGAGUGUGGUGUCUGGUGAGGGUCUUUCUUUGGCCAAUUUUAACUUAUCCCGGCCCUCCACACCGGGCACACAGUCUCCCAUUAUUGCAUGGGACAACUCCAACUGGUCCUCCAUAGAAACUCAGAUUCGAGAGCACACUGCGGACUUCUGUGGACUGGCCAUAGGGGACAUCACGAAGGGUGCAUCGUUCCUGAGUCUAGGUAUCGACUCGGUCACGGCGAUCCAAUUCUCCCGCAGACUUCGCGAUGUGGGAUUGAGCGUCUCUUCGUCCGACGUGAUGCGAUAUUCCUGCAUAGGCGCACUUGCCAAGUACAUCGAUGACGUUACCAGCAAUGGGGUCCCAGAUCAGGACCUAGAAAGCGUCGAAGGUGACCAAAUUGAUGUUGCAAUCUACGGUCAAUACGCCCGCCUUCUGGGCAAGGAGGAUUCUAUCACUGCGAUGUUCGAGACUACGUCUUUGCAGUCGGGAAUGCUCACUCAAACCCUAGCCACCGAGGGGCAGGUCUAUGUCUACCCCCAUCCCGUCAGGCUUGCCAAUUCCGUUGACAUCACUUGUCUCAAAGCGGCUCUGGUCCAGGUCAUUGAGCGAAAUGAUAUCCUGCGCACCUCAUUCCACCAGAUAGAAGAGCUCGGGACUUCCUGGAUUGGUGCUGUCCAUAGCAAACCACCACUUGAAUGGGCAGAGAUCACCCUACCCUCUGACGCGAACGUCCUGUCAGAGAUUGCGGCUAUGUACUCUUUUCGGGAAGAAUCUAGCUUCGAAACUCCUCCUCUCAAAAAUUUCUUGGUCAGCCAACCGGAGGGGAGGGUCCUUGUGAUUGUCUUGCACCAUGCGCUCUAUGAUGGUGCUUCUAUCCCGUACUUCUUCGAAGAUUUGGCGAUGAUUUACAAUGGUGAUUCGGCCCCGGAGAGACCGAAUUUCUCGGAAACAGUCAAGCAUAUUCUGAAAGGACAAGACGAGUCGUCCAAGUUCUGGACUCAAAGAUUACAGGGAUAUGAGAUCUCUGAGCUUCCUCUGCUUCCUACCUCUGAAUCUGCCGACUGUGUGUACACUUCCGAGCGACUAUUGGAUGUCGAUCUGUCUACAGUAAUUGAGGCUUGUAAAGCAAUGGAGGUCACAGUUCAAAGCGUGUCUCUCUUGGCCUACGCCAAGUUGCUGGCUCAUCUUAUGGGGAAGCGCGAUGUGGUAUUUGGACAAGUCCUGGCGGGGCGGUCGCUGUCAGUGGCAGGAGCUGAGAAGACCCUGGGACCCCUCUUCAACACUGUGGCCCAGAGAGUCAGUUUCGAGCCAAAGUUCCUAAGCAACAAGGCAAUGGCUCUUCGCCUGCAACAAAUGACAACUGAUGCACAGAUGCACCAGAAUGCGCCUUUGCGCAUGGUGCAAAAUUCGCUCAGACGGUCUAAUGCUCUUACCUCGGCAUCGUUGUUUGAUACUCUUUUUGUCUUCCAGAAGAGUGCGGACUUUGCCGGCAGUGUUGUCAGUGAGCAGACGAUCUGGACCCCGUAUGAGGUUGACGGUUAUACCAUGCAGGCUGAGUACAAACUGAACAUCGAGGUGGAUCAUGCUAGCCAUGGCCUUGUGGUCAAUGCUGCCUGCAGUGGGAAACAUUUCAGCCAGACUGCGCUUGACAAGCUCCUGGAUGAGUAUGCUGCAAUCAUCAGCGAUAUCGUCGAACACCCCACGAGGUGUGCGACAAUUGUGCCCGAGGGCCUUGGUGAUCUUCCCAUGAAAUUGUCUCGGGAUGAAUCGCAGGAUGAUGAGGUCGAAGAUUCCGCUAAGCCUGUGCAUGAAGACAUAGUCCGAUCCAUACUUGCAGAGGUGGCUGGUGUCACCGUGGACAAUAUCAAACCGGACACUAGCAUCUUUAGCAUCGGGCUGGACUCCCUGUCAGCCAUUCGCAUCGCCUCUCUCUGUCGCGCAAAGGGACUCAGAACUGGCGUUGCCGACAUACUGCAAGGAAACACUCUUCGCGGUAUCAGUCAACGGAUUCAGCCUGUCUCUGAGGAUCGCACGCAGUCGCGGGGGUCCCUCAUUGAGAACUACGAGCAGGUCGAGGAGGGUGUCCUCCAGCAACUUAGUCUGGAGAAGAGUUCGGUCGAAGCAAUCCUUCCGUGCCUCGGUGGACAGUACUAUCACCUUGCCAGCUGGCUCAAGUCCGGAAGAAAGUUGUUUGAACCUGCCUGGCCGUACUUUUGCUCCGAGCGUGUUGAUGCCGCACGGCUAGAGGAGGCUUGGUUUCGACUGCAGCAGAGACAUCCCAUACUGCGGACCUGCUUUGCAGCGACCUCUGCCACAAACGCCGUACAAGUUGUCCUGAAGCAAGCGAUGCGUGACACAAGCAAGUUCCAGGUCAUUGAAUAUUCCUGCCCUAUCACGGAAGCUGCCAAGGUUCAAGCCAGGGAAGAGGCGCUGCUUCCGUCCUCCCUGUCCACGCCUCCUGUCCGUCUGCGGCUCUUGAAAGCCAGUGAUCGUGAUGGUAUUCUCGUGCUGAUCAACCACGCUGCGUACGAUGCGUGGACCAUGCCAAUGUUUGUGACUGAGCUUGCCCAGCUCUACCGUGGUCAGGAGCUCGACAGCAAUCCUGACUUCCCGGCCUUCGUGGAUUUCUCGCUUGGCUCUCUCCGUGAGCUCGAUGAAAAGCAAUACUGGUCGUCAACUGUGGGGUCAGCCACCCCUACUCUGAUCAAGAAAGCCCACAGCAGCGGAGAGGUGCCAGAGCAGCUAUUCGUCGGUGCCUGGGAAAAGGUCAAGGGCUUGUCGAGAUUGGAAAGCACCUGUCGGGCAGCAGGCAUCAGCCUGCAGACGGUGGUUCUCCUCGCGGUUUCUCGCAGCAUCGCUCGACUUACCGGGGUGUCGGCCCCUACGAUGGGUCUUUACCAGACUGGCCGUUCUGCAUCCUUCGACAACAUCGACAGAUUAUCCGGCCCAUGUCUCAAUGUGAAUCCAUUCCGUGUUCCUGGGGUCACGCCGGACGAGGAUGCCUCUCCGACUGAUGCUCUUGUCGAGCAGGCACGAGCCAUCCAGUCGGCCCUCGCAGAGCGUGUGUCGUACGAGCAGAGCUCGCUCCAAGACGUGCUCUCGUGGUCCAGCACCCAACAAACCGGCGGCCACUUAUUCAACACCUGGGUGAACCUGCUUUGGAUGCAGAACGCUGUCCCGUCCGCCAAUGACACCGCGCCGGAUGCGGACGUAGACGAGAGCAGCGAGCUGUUCUUGCCGUUGCAAAUCGGCGUCCCGACGGACUUCAUCCCAUCGGAGCCGCUAGCCGAGACGGCAACAUCGGUGGCGGCUUUGGACACGUCCUUCCUUCCUGACGAGAAUGUGUAUAUUGAUAUUGGCCCUGAUUCCAAGACUGACUCAAUUGGGUUUGGUGUGCGGGUCGAGGGGGGCAUUCUGGAUGAAGAAGAGGUGCAUAGUCUGUUGACGGAGAUUGCGGGUGAGAUCGAGGGGGUUGUUUCGGUACUUGGUGCGGCUUGA